CGGCGGCGAAAGGGCGGCGGCGGCGGCCGGCGGCAGCUCAAGCAGCGCUUGGAGGACGAGCCCCGUUCACGGGACCACGGCGUGGAUUUGUCACACUUCUGGGAGGCUUUCCCCUCAUAAACCAGUUGCAAUGGUCCUGGCUCACACCUUCACCAUCUGAUGUGCACAGCCCCUAAGUAAACAUAUCCACAGCACCCCACAAAGCCGACCCCGCCACGACUGCACCUGGACCUGCCGUGCUGUUCAUGGCCAAGCCCCCUAGCUUAACGGGACAGAAUGGCUUCCACUUCCAUCAGGCAAUCGUCUUCCCCAGCCCAUCUCCCUCGGGCGAGGACAGUGCAGCUUUCAACACCCCUGGGGGCACGCCACUGAGCAAUGGCACGGGGUGCUGCGGCACCCCCAGCCCCGCCGAGUCCUGCGCCCAGCCCCUCUGUGAGGCCAGGGACAGCACCCAGUUUGGCGAGGGGAUUAAAUACGUCUCGACCGACGGGAAGGAGCUGGCAUGUGGCUGGGGAGGGUUCACGCCUGGCUGCUUGCAGUUCUUCAACACCUCCAAGGGCGUCUUGUUCUUCCUGUGCGUGGCCUCCUUCCUGCAAGGCAUGACGGUGAACGGCUUCAUCAACACGGUCAUCACCUCCAUAGAGCGCCGCUUCGACCUCCGCAGCUACCAGAGCGGGCUGAUCGCCAGCUCCUACGACAUCGCGGCCUGCCUCUGCCUCACCUUCGUCAGCUAUUUCGGGGGGAACGGCCACAAGCCGCGGUGGCUGGGCUGGGGCGUGAUGGUGAUGGGCCUGGGCUCCCUGCUCUUCGCCCUGCCCCACUUUACCACUGGCAUGUACAAGGUGCACUCGUCGGCUGAUGUGGGUGUCUGCGCAGCGAACCAGAGCCAGUCGUGCGCCCCGGCCGCCUCCAGCCUCUCCAGCUACAGGUUCGUCUUCAUGCUGGGGCAGUUCCUGCACGGGAUGGGAGCCACGCCGCUCUACACGCUCGGCGUCACCUAUUUAGACGAGAACGUCAAGACCAACUACUCCCCUGUGUACAUUGCUGUUUUCUACACUGCUGCAAUCCUUGGGCCUGCAGCGGGUUAUCUGGUAGGAGGAAUGUUUCUAAAUAUUUAUACUGAAAUACACAGAGAGACUGACAUCUCCCCGGAAAACACGCUGUGGGUGGGGGCAUGGUGGAUCGGCUUCCUGGGGGCUGGAGCAGCCUCGCUCCUAAUCUCCAUCCCCAUCCUGGGCUACCCCCAGCGCCUCCCAGGAUCCCAGCGGUAUAUUGUUAUGAGGGUGUCGGAGGCUCAUCAGCUGAAGGAUGGGAGCCACAAAAAAGCAUCAGAUCCGGACUUUGGGAAAACAGUUAAAGAUCUACCUCGAUCAGUACUGCUGCUUCUGAAGAACCCCACCUUCAUCUUCCUCUGCUUAGCGGGAGCAACUGAAGCCACGCUCAUUGCUGGGAUGUCCACCUUUGGACCCAAGUUCCUGGAGUCUCAGUUCAGUUUAAGUGCCUCUGAAGCUGCUACCCUUUUUGGUUAUCUGGUCGUGCCGGCCGGAGGGGGAGGCACAUUCCUGGGAGGAUUCCUUGUGAAUAAAUUUAAACUCCGCUGCUCAGGAAUCAUCAAAUUGUGUUUGCUUUGCACAGUGACAAGUCUGAUGGCUAUUUUCAUUUUUUUCAUUCGUUGCCCUAACAUGCCGAUGGCAGGAGUAACCCAGAUGUACACAGGAAGUGCUGUACCUGGCGGCCACGUAAACUUGACAGCAGCAUGCAACGCUGAGUGCGGCUGCCUGCGGGAGACCUACAGCCCUGUCUGCGGAAGCAAUAACAUUAUGUAUUAUUCUCCUUGCCACGCUGGGUGCAAAAAAGUGUCUGAGAAACUCAGGAAUGGCAAGAAGGUCUAUAAGGAGUGUAGCUGUGUUGAGGAAAAUACCUUCCCUGGUGAGGCAGAGGCAGGCAAAUGCACCUCCUCUUGUGCGAAAAGGACUUUGCUCCUCUUCUUCAUGUUCAUAGUGAUCCUCUUCACCUUCCUGAGCAGCAUUCCCGCCCUGACUGCGACUCUGCGGUGUGUCCCUGACAGGCAAAGGUCGUUUGCGCUCGGGAUCCAGUGGAUCGUCGUACGAACGCUAGGAAGCAUCCCCGGCCCCAUUGCCUUUGGGUCGAUGAUCGAUAAAUCCUGCCUGCUCUGGCAGGACCAGUGCGGCGAGCAAGGCUCUUGCUACGUUUACCAGAACUCAGCCAUGAGCCGCUACACCCUGAUCACUGGGCUGGUCUACAAGGUGCUUGGGACAACUUUCUUUAUGGUCGCCUGUUUACUGUACAAACCACCGCCAGCAGAAUCAGCUCAGGGCAGCUCGGACACAUCUGAAAAUGGCAACAGUGACCUCCAGGAAACCAAACCUUCGCUUCCUGCUGCAGAGGAUAUAUAAAGCUAUACGCAUGCCAGUGACUUUCUCAGUCUCAAAAAUAUGACAAGAAGACAUUAUACAGUCCCUAGGUUUUUUAUUAUUAUUUAAUUAUUAGUAAUAUUCUCACUUUUUUUUUAGUUUAAGAGAACUAAUUUAAUUAAUCACUGGUGUGCUUGCUAUUUUCUUAACAGCAGAAGCACAUUUAAAGUUGUGUGCUGAUGUCAUAUGCAGUUAUUUAAUUUUAUUUAAAGAAAGGGCUACCGUAGCUUUAUUCCAUGUCUGUGACAAGCAAGGACCACAUCCUCCGCGAGUGGAAAUAGGCACCAGUAACUCCAAUGGAGUGCGUGGGGUUUAAGCCACCGGAGGAUCUGUUCCCUCAUAUCUCAAUGAUAAAGCCAACUGUAGCAAAACUUCUGUUGAGACCUUCUAAGCCUGCAAAGACACCUGCUGUCCUGCAAUCUGCAUUGCAAAGAGGGCAACUGGCCCUUGAACUCCUGUAUGCAAAGCAGACAGCCCAGGCAGUGUUGUCUUCCUUCCCACGACACACAGCAUUGCUCGUCAUUCAUGCCGGUGCUCUCCAGCCCUUUUGUUCAGGAGCAGAGCAUCUAAUUAUGCAAGUUCAUAUUCCUGUGCCAUGGGAGAUAGGUUUGGGAUGAGAUUUGUCUAGCAAAUACAUCAGUACACUACAGGCAGCAAUUCCUGAGAGCUGCCGAGCACUGUACUUCGCUGCCUUGUUUCCUCGCAGAGUUUACACCAUGGUAACACCUCAUUUUUUGUUGUGUUGUUUAACGGUGAUGCCUUUUUUUAAUGUCCUGUGCAAAACUUGAACUUAUUUCUUGCUGUUGUUUGUUGGAUGCGGGAGGAUGAGAUACGGAUCUAUGCAAUGCUUCUCUUCGGUUGCUCUGUAAAGAUGCUGGUUUUGGCUACAUGUGAGAAGUCAGAAUGAAUUCAUUUUUUCUCUAGACUGCAGACCUAAGGGAGGGCUUGCCAUAAUGUCAGCCUGCUUUGUGGAAAGGGGAUGCUGACUUGUUUCCAGGCCAGUGCUUGCAAGUAGAGAGGGCAGCAUUCCCCAAAUGGCCUGUAAGUGUGCACUUGCAAUAUCUACCAGGGGUUAAGGGUGGAAUUUCAGCAUCUAGCAGGCGGUUGCCUGGCUUCUCUCACAGCCCCACCAGGCAAGGGGGUUGCCCAGCUGCCUGUACACGCACAGCCACAAGGUCCAGGCACAGCUCCAGGGCGAUGAAGGCUGGGCAGGGCCAGCCCCGACAGUCCUACAUCGAAUCAAACAUUCACAGGGACAGGACUUGUGUUACUGAGCUUCAAAGCUGGCACACACCUUGUGCUAGGUGCUACUUAGAAUUAUUUUGUAUAUUUUGUGUAUUUAUGCUUUCCUAAGCAGACACGGAAUGGGCAUUUGUUUCCUUUGGCUGCUUAAGCACUGGCAGCUGCUGCAGUUUGAUGACCAAGGGCAAGGCAAGUACCGCACGCAGGAGAGCCCCGCUGUCCCGGAGGGGCAGGAUUAGACCUCAUGGAUGCAGGAAUUGACCCCGACACCACCCGAACACCAAAGGCUUCUUCACAACCUGGCCUGGUCUUGGUGCCACCUGCAAACAUGAGCCUGUCUCCAGUCCUCGCCCAGAGAUUGCCCUUCCCAGCUAACAGAUGUUUGGGGUACAAGCAGGGGUCUUAAAAGGGGAACAUGCAUGAAUGUAUUUUGGGAACAUAUUUUAUGUAUGAUGUAUUUAUGGAAGGUAGAUUUAUAUAUAUAUAUAUAUAUAUAUAUAUAUAUAUUGGUAUGGCGAUGUAAUUCUUAUGUUUAUAAAAUGAGGUUUAUCUGAAUGUGUUAUUUCCAGAGCAAAAGGAAACUUUGGGGGGUUUAUUUUGGUGGUGAUGGACUGAUGACGGAUGGAUUUAACUAAGUAGUAACAAGGUGCUCCCUUUCCGUAAGCAGGCUCUGUGUGUGUACAGGUAAUUUAAAACAAAAUAUUUGAGAAUAUGUUUCCCGGUCUCAAAUAAAGUACUAUAUUGCUAUAAAAAGCACAGAAACGUAAUCAGUAUUUCACAGGGUGCCCGUGUGUGUUUUUCAUCAGCCAUCCUGCUAACGGGGUCAGGGCCACCCCCCACGGGUCUGGGCUUCGCUGCACAUCAUCACGGUGUCCCCAAGGGUCUGCAAUCCA
Molecule: messenger RNA, 4570 nt
Organism: Cygnus olor (mute swan)
Lineage: Eukaryota; Metazoa; Chordata; Aves; Anseriformes; Anatidae
Gene: SLCO4A1
Product: solute carrier organic anion transporter family member 4A1
Exons: 13
Coding region: 246-2417 (723 amino acids)
Biological process (GO): transmembrane transport; sodium-independent organic anion transport
Cellular component (GO): membrane
Molecular function (GO): protein binding
Source: RefSeq, a predicted model, not a curated record